CAUCUCUUUUGUUUGGGUUAAACCGUUACUGUGUCUUUUUUUUUUAUAUCUCUUUUGGCUGUCUCAUCUUCCUUUGAGCAAUCUGACCAGAGGUAGUUGACUCACUUACUGCAUUUGAAUUAUUCCUUUCCCUUAGUAAGAGUUGAUGAACCUCAUAAGAAGAUAAAGCAUAUCUUUGAGGAGCUUCAUUGACGUUUCAUAUCAUUCUUCUACCCUGAGCUGGUGGAUGAGAACAGCCAGAAUUUCAGAUAUAACUCAUUUGAUGAAUUGCCUGUGUAGAUUUAGGGUACUUCCUAAUUCUUCAUAAUUCAGAUGUUCCCUUUUCCUGCUGUUGAAUUCCAGCCUUCAAGAACCUGUACGUCUUUUCAAGUGAAGUCAUACUUCUGCUAAGAGCACUCCAAUAUACUGCACAUGCUUACAUGGUCUAAAAGGUGAAUGGGGAUAGAAGGUGGAGGGAGAUUAGUUGGAUGGACAAAAUAGAGAGAAUGUAAUGGAUUGAUUUGGUGUUUUUGGUUGGGUUUGACUGAAAGAACAAGGAAAACAAUUGGUCAUGGACGGUCAGAACUUAAUUUCUCACCAAUUCUGCCAUCCAGGCAUAAAUCAGAUCAAGAAUGCUGGAGUUGCAUUAUCAUUGCGUUAUGGAUUUAACAGUUCAAGAAUCUCCUUGAUUCGAAACCCAGAUGCUCUUGCUGUCCGGGGAAAGGACACCCGUCUUUCCCAUGUCAAGGGAAACCACAACAGAGAUGGAGAAUCUUUAUCAAAUUCUCAAGCUAUUGCCAAGAAAGGCAUAGUGUUAAAUCAAAAGAAAGGAAAGAAGCAGCACCACCUUUGGCAGAAAAGGGAUUCAGCUGGAUCUGGUCAAAAGGCUUUCAACCUUGUCAGAAUUAUUUCUGAUCUUCCUAAUGAGAAAGAGGCUGUUUAUAGAGCAUUGGAUAAAUGGACAGCUUGGGAGGUGGAGUUUCCAUUGAUUGCCGUAGCAAAGGCUUUGAGGAAAUUGAAAAGUAGAAAACAAUGGCUGCGUGUGAUUCAGGUUGCAAAGUGGAUGCUGGGCAAAGGUCAGGGAGCAACAAUGGGAACAUAUGAUACCCUACUACUGGCAUUUGAUGUGGAUGGGAGGGUUGAUGAGGCUGAAUCAUUGUGGAACAUGAUCUUGCACACGCAUACGCGCUCAAUCUCAAAGCGGUUAUUUUCUAGGAUGAUCUCUUUGUAUGAUCACCAUGACAUGCAAGAUAAAAUAAUAGAGGUCUUUGCGGACAUGGAAGAGUUGGGUGUGAGGCCAGAUGAAGAUACUGUCAGGAGAGUAGCACGCGCCUUUGGGGGACUUGGUCAAGAAGAAAAGCGGACGCUGUUCCUUAAAAGAUACCAAUGUAAGUGGAAGUACAUCCAUUUCAACGGGGAGCGAGUUAGAGUGAGUAGGCACACCUUGGAGGAAGAUGAAUGAACUGUUUCCAAAAGCAAGAAAGACGAUGGUAAUAGCAAAACCAUCUUCGUAAAUAUCUUCUGUCACUUAUACUGAUGAUAUAACUGAUCUGGUGGGAGCCCUUCAUCUGUACAAAUUCGUAUUUUUAGCCUCUUUUCCCAGAUCAAGCAAAUUCUCUUUCCCAUGGACCUGUGUUUAAAAAUUGAAGAUAUCCCUGCAGAAUCACAAUUUGGUUCCA
Molecule: messenger RNA, 1658 nt
Organism: Rhodamnia argentea
Lineage: Eukaryota; Viridiplantae; Streptophyta; Magnoliopsida; Myrtales; Myrtaceae
Product: pentatricopeptide repeat-containing protein At4g18975, chloroplastic
Exons: 7
Coding region: 551-1441 (296 amino acids)
Molecular function (GO): protein binding
Source: RefSeq, a predicted model, not a curated record